AUGACAGAUAUUGAUUCCUCAUUUCCGCCAGAAAUGUCAUUUGAUAAUUAUAAACUUUUAUCAAACUUAAUAUUAGUUUCAUUUAUAUCUUUAUCGUUUCGAUCACCAAAGUCAUUUUUACAUCUAGCAACAUUAAUUACAUUAACGAUUUGUUUUAUGAUCCAACCUAUAUUAUAUAGAGGGAGAUAUCCAGCAAACGAACAAGCAAGUGUAGCAGGAUUAGGGAUAAUACUCGGUUUUAAAAUGUGUUUUUGGUUAAAAAAAUUUGCAUCAUCUCAUUCUAUUGACGAUUUUCAACCAUUUUUCUAUACGUUAUUUUAUUGGAGAAAAAAUGUGACGAGUGGAAAAAAGGAAGAUUUUCAACCCACAAAUAAACAAAUACUUCAAAACAUUGUAGAAAGAAGUAUUUAUUUAUUUAUCAGAUGGAUCAUUUUUGAAAGUUGUUUUAAAGUCAUGGAUAUGUAUUCGGAUAUAAAUGAAAUUCCUUCUUCACCUUAUUUCUUUAGAAUUCUUGAUAUGUUUAGAACUGGAGCAUCACCUAUUACGAUGAAAUCUUUAUUACUUUGUUCCUUUUAUAUGGUACUUGUUUAUUUAUUAGUUAGCAAAAAUUACGAUACAUUUCUUUUGAUUUCGGGAAUCAUUUUACUUUUCUUGAACGUAAUAUUUCCUACGGUAAAUGAUAAAGAAAAGUCCUUCUUAAAGGGAAAAAUCUUUUCCGUUAAAAGAUGGUGUAUUUCAUUUUUAUUUGAUACGCGAUAUAUAUUUGAUUCACCAUGGUUAUCUACAUCACCAAGGGACCUUUGGAGUUUUAGAUGGCACACAUUAUACAAUGACAUCUGGAAAGAAUUGGCAUAUGUUCCAUUGAAACAUUAUUUAACCGAGGAUAAUUCGCUUUCCGAAAAUCGAAAGAAUUUAGCACAAAUCGGAGGAAUCAUGGGUGCAUUUUUUCUGAGUGCCAUAUUACAUGAAUACUUAACAUGGACAGAAAUGAAUGAAUUAACGCUAGAACAAUUUUACUUUUUUUUAUUUCAUGGCAUAAUAUUUGUUAUUUGGGAGCUCAUAUGUAUAAGCAAUGGCUGUUACCAUCAACAUUCACAAACAUCAAUAAGCGUCCUUAAUUAG
Messenger RNA from Funneliformis mosseae, 1122 nucleotides. The record is from the annotation of a GenBank genome assembly. Lineage: Eukaryota; Fungi; Glomeromycota; Glomeromycetes; Glomerales; Glomeraceae.